Molecule: messenger RNA, 1667 nt
Organism: Rhizopus microsporus ATCC 52813
Lineage: Eukaryota; Fungi; Mucoromycota; Mucoromycetes; Mucorales; Rhizopodaceae
Exons: 5
Coding region: 106-1446 (446 amino acids)
Biological process (GO): response to heat; protein refolding
Cellular component (GO): cytoplasm
Molecular function (GO): heat shock protein binding; ATP binding
Source: RefSeq, a predicted model, not a curated record
AUUUAUAAGCACAGUUCGAAACCGUGAGUCAUAUAUUUGACAGCUUUUUUUUUUUGCUAACAUUGUUUAGAAUCACACUAUGCCAUAGGUGGUGCGUUUCCUGCCAUGUACCAAAAACGAUGCUUUCAUGCAACAGCACCUUCCUCUGCAAAACGCGAUCCUUAUGAAGUAUUGGGCGUAAAGAAGAAUGCAACAGCCAGUGAGAUCAAAAAAGCAUACUAUGCACUUGCCAAAAAAUAUCACCCAGAUACCAACAAGGACAAAGACGCUCGAGAAAAGUUUGUCCAAAUCCAAGAAGCAUAUGAGAUAUUAUCUGAUGACGAAAAACGUAAACAAUACGAUCAGUUUGGACAUGGAUUUGAUGGAGGAGGUAUGGGAGGAGGCCCAGGCGCUGGAUUUCAUGGAAGCGGAUUCCCCGGUGGAUUCGAUCCUAAUGACAUCUUUAGUCAGUUCUUUGGUGGAGGCUUUGGUGGUGCUGCUGCUGGAGGCGAUCCGUUUGGUAGGCCCUCAGCCGGCGAUGAUAUUCAAAUUCCUUUGACGCUCUCAUUUAUGGAAGCCGUCAAGGGUGCAACAAAGUAUGUCCAAGUGAAUCGAGUGACAGACUGUCAGUCCUGUCGGGGAAGUGGUGUCAGACCUGGCAAGAGCAAGGAGACAUGUAAGGUCUGUCACGGUGUUGGUGUUCAGACAAUCAUGAUGGGUGGCGGAUUUGGUAUGCAGACAACUUGUCAAGCCUGUGGUGGCGAAGGCUCCUCUAUUCCUCCAGGCUGUGGAUGCCCUGCAUGUAACAGUAUGGGUAAGGUUAGAGAACGUAAGACAGUCCAAGUGACAAUUCCACCUGGUGUCGAUCAAAACUCGCGAAUUAGAGUUUCUGGCGAAGGUGAUGCUCCAUUGAAAGGAAAAGGACCUAGCGGUGAUCUGUUUGUGACACUCAAUAUCCAACCAUCCAAGAUAUUCCGCAGACAAGACUCUGAUGUAUUUGUGGACGCAAAGAUUCCUUUCUACAAGGCAAUGCUUGGUGGUCGUGUCCGUAUUCCCACCAUAGACGGAGAUGUAGAAUUAAAAAUCCCAUCUGGCUCCCAGCCCGGAGAUAAUAUAGCCUUGAGAGGCCGCGGUAUACAAAGAUUCCGUGGAACCACGCGUGGUGAUCAGAUUGUAACAUUAAAAGUUGAACUCCCGAGAAGUCUGCGGGGAAGACAAAAGGAGAUUAUUGAAGAAUAUGCUAGCUUAGUAGAUGAAGAAUACAGACCAAAGGAUAACCCCAUUCGAAACUCUAAUCCUUCACCAGACACACCACCACCAUCACCCAAGAUGUCACCUCAAGAUGACAAUGAUGAUAAUAAAAAGAAUGACGGUGGAUUCUUUAAGAACGCGUUUGGUAAAAUUAAAGACAAGAUUUGCAAUGAUGAAGAUGAUAAGAAAAAGGACGAUAAUGGUAAUAAAAACUAGAUUCAUAGAAGAAUAAAAAUAAAAAAGGCUCUUGUACGUUUAAAAAUAAAAAAUCAUUAUGGAAGCAAUAAAUUGUAGUUGUCUGAUUUUCUCUUGUGUUUCAACGGAAAAGUUUGAUAGCUGAAAGCUUUCAAAAGCGUCAAACAGGUCCAGUAUGCCAUUCAUUCUUAGAGUGUUGAAGUAUCUUGUCUUUCUGUCAACCACAGCAGUGGCUCUUCCUU